CGUUACAACCUCUACAACACGCGCGCGCUCCAAGAGGCUCUUCUCGAUUGUUUGUAGUGUUUGAUUUGUUUAUUAAUAUUUUAUUGUUGUAUAUUUUGGUCAAGCGCAUUUUUGGUUAGAUAUGGUUUUGCUGAAGAAUGUCAGUCCACCCAGCGAAGGUAUACGUUACCAGCAAGCAGAAACUACGGCGGUAUUGGACGGGAAGGGACUUGGUUCGGGAACCCUCUAUGUUGCAGAAGCGCGUUUAUCCUGGUUUGAUGGCUCUGGCAAUGGGUUUUCUUUGGAAUAUCCGUCAAUCAGCCUGCAUGCAAUAUCUCGGGACCUUAGCGCUUACCCACAGGAGCACUUGUAUGUCAUGGUCAAUUGCAAGCUGAACGAUGAAGAACCCAAAGAAUUAACAAUGAGUGAGAAAACGGAUGAUGAGGAGGAGGAGGAGGAAGAGGAAGAGGAUGACAGUGAUCCUAUAUCAGAAAUAAGAUUUGUACCAAGUGAUAAAGCUGCAUUGGAACCGUUGUUCUCUGCCAUGUGUGAAUGCCAGGCUCUGCAUCCUGAUCCAGAUGAUGAAGACUCUGAUGAUGAUUUUGAGGGAGAUGAGUAUGAUGUUGAAGAAGCAGAACAAGGCCAUGGUGACAUUCCUACUUUCUACACUUACGAGGAAGGCCUUUCACAUUUAACUUCAGAGGGUCAGGCAACACUGGAGAGAUUGGAGGGUAUGUUGGCAGAGUCAGUUGCCCAGCAAUACCACAUGGCAGGUGUAAGGACGGAAACUACUUCACCCGAGUUUGAUGAUGGCAUGGAGGUGGAUACAGGUACAGCAGAGGCCGGACAGUUUGAAGAUGCAGAUGUUGAUCACUGAUAAUACUGGCACUUGUACGAGCCACUGUUCAAGCAGAAGAUGAGAUGUUAUUUUAAAGCCUGGAAUUGGUGAGGGUCAGAUAUGAAGAGCACUCUCUUUGCCCACUAUGAACUUUUUACACUUUUUGUAUUUAACUGUCAAAGCCUUAAGUUGAUUAUAAUUAUUUGUAUUUUAUGUUGAUCCUUGGAAAAAACAAAUAGUAUUCCCUACUUACUGAUGGAAAGACUUCUUAAAUAAAAAUAGUUUUUGUAUUUAACAAGAAAAACGCCUGCCCAGCUGGAUAUUGUGAAUAUCAGUCCUUGCUACCUUCCUGGGGAUGGGGGAUGGAAGAAAAAUACAGUGCUUUUAUAUUUUUUUUUUUGGUGUGAUGUUUAACACAGUUGCUGUAAUAUGCUAUAUUUAAUUUUUACAAAGUGAUAAUUGUGCAAAAGAAUAUUUGGAUUAUGGACAUACAGCAACUGAAAACAUGAGACAUUGUAUCAUAGUUUAGCAUUGAAAUAUCUUCCGAAAGUUUUUAAUUUAAGCUCUGAUGUAGGUUCAGCAAUUAGAUAUUUAAUUGCACUACACUGGAAAAAAAUGUCAGAUAGCAUGUUUACAAUGAAAAUAGCUAAAUAAACUGUAAAUUUUGGUCUGAAAUGGUUUUAUUAGCUCAACCAGUUGAAAAUGUAGUGGUAAAUUUGGUAACCAAAUGACAGAAUUUUUAUAAUCAUGAGAACAUUGCCUAAAAAGGCUUACAGUCGCCAUAAAUAUCCCCAGACAGUAAGGCUUCUUGUAUUUGACUUUUGAAUUGUAGCAACAUUUCCCAAAUGGAAAACUUCUGUAGUACCUGGAGACAAUUAAUAGGAGUGUGGAAAAAUGUGCCAAAUUCAGACUGAUUGUAACCUAACAUAGAACUGAACAAUAGCAUAAAGCAACAUCACUAACCAUUGCAAUGCUUUUAUGUUUCACAACUACAAGCUUUACAGGAAAAAUGGCAAAUUGGUGACGUUAACAAGCAGCCCUCAUUCAGAUUUUAAUUCUGAUUCAUGUGAAGCGUACUCCAGAAAUGUACACUUUAAAGUAUUCUGCUUCAUUUGUCUCCAGUAUGAGAUACCAUGCCUGUUCUUCCUCAUUGAUAUCACCCCCGUUUUGAUAUACUACUGGUAAGCCCAUUUAUGAUACCAAACUUGCCUUUGAGACCAGUUUGUUUUUUUUUUUCUCUAUGUGCCCACAUAGCACCCCUAAACUGAGAUCCAGGGGAACAAUAAGUAAUAUUCUAGCCUGUUACAAUAAGUUUGACAUACCUGUUGUGUUGCUGUUAUUUGUACAGGUUAGAUAAAGCGAGUCUGACAUGAAAAGAAUACAUUUUUUUCUCUAGCUGCAGUGUUUGACGCAGUCUCCUUACUUACUGAAAGAACACAGCAGAAAAGUAUCAAAAUGAUAUAAACACAAAAGGAGAUUCCAUCAGGUGUUGACUCAGGAUGCAAGUAAGCACUUUUUUUCCUUCGUCCACCUAAGUCUUCCCAAAGUACAUUUAUUGUAAAAAUUGAACAGUUUUGUAAAGAGACAGUUUUAAAGACAAUAACAUUUUCUGGUCCUUAAAUGUAAAGAUAGGCAAAGAACCUCUGAUGGGGCAUGAUUUGAAAAGAGCAUUAUCUGCAAAUAGCACUGCCCUUUUAAGACGUAGUUGUGUGCAUUUCUGUUUCAAUAAAGAUUUUCCUAGCAUGAA
Polypterus senegalus (gray bichir) is the source of this 2564-nucleotide messenger RNA. RefSeq names its product chloride channel, nucleotide-sensitive, 1A (gene clns1a). The record is from RefSeq and is a predicted model, not a curated record. The transcript is spliced from 7 exons. Gene Ontology annotation, cellular component: methylosome; pICln-Sm protein complex; plasma membrane. Gene Ontology annotation, biological process: cell volume homeostasis; spliceosomal snRNP assembly; chloride transport. The coding region runs from base 122 to 856 and encodes 244 amino acids. Lineage: Eukaryota; Metazoa; Chordata; Cladistia; Polypteriformes; Polypteridae.